AUGUCCUGCAAUAAUCUCACCCUCCACGUUCACAUUUUCAUCGAUCCGAAGCGUUUGGUCGAGAAUUGGCAACAAAUUACGAUGCUUUUCUUCUACUCGAUCGAGAUUUUCCUCUUGGCCGUCAGCUUAAUCAUUUUACCGCUUUCGUGCAAAAUUUUGCACACACUGAAGCUUUUCCACUGGAAUCUCGUGAUGAUCUACAUUUUGGCGUUUGGUCCAUACGAGUUCUCGAUAAUCUCUCGUUACAUUUUAAUCCUCUACACGAUUGGCGUCAUUGGACCCGGGGAUUUCGAUUUGUUAUCCUGUGAUUUCGGUGCCCUCGCAGCGAGCACUUUCCGCAUUUUCUAUAUGUCAUUGGCUGUCGCCGAAACUCGAGCCGAUCCAAACGCUUUCAUUGCCUAUUUUUUCUACGAAAUCGCUGAUUUACUCAUUGCUGUCUACGGUGUCGUGGUGAUCGUUUUACCCGUUUACACGUGUCACGAGAUUCGCUACGUUUUCAUCAAAUUGGUGAAAAGUUGGCGAAUCACCGAUCUGCUCCUCAAAUGCGCCCGUCCGCAUCGUCGUGUCCGUGUCCGUGUCCGUGUCUCUACCUCAGUUUCUGUUGUCUCCACAACGCAACCCGAUCAGCCUGAUCAUCCGGAUUUUGUAAUUGGCCGUUUGGGUGACACCGUCUAUCUUGGUGCCACCCAGGAGGAUUAUUUUCGACAAAUUCGAACCGUUUGG
Mesorhabditis belari is the source of this 723-nucleotide messenger RNA. NCBI's taxonomy places the organism in Eukaryota, Metazoa, Nematoda, Chromadorea, Rhabditida, Rhabditidae. The record is from the annotation of a GenBank genome assembly.